UUCGUAGGUACUGUAAGCCCAUCACAUUCCUCUCUACCACCCCUUUUUGGCAAUCCCACCACACUCUUAAAUUUCCCUCUCUUCCCCCAUCCAUCCAUCCUUAUCAAACCAAAAUAUGACCACAAACUCUCUAAGGUACCUCCAUCAUCCCCAAUACUCUUCCCUCAAACGCCUCUCCACCUCAGAAUCCAUCCCUCCUCCUCCUUCCUCCCUCUUCAUCAGACCCUCCUCCUCCUCCUCCUCCUCCACUAACAAUCUUUCCUCCACCACCACCUUCUCUCUCUCUUCUACCACCUCUUCCACUUCCUCUACCACCUCCACUUCCCAGCCUAUCUCCUUCGACGCCCUCCAGCACCACCUUUCCACUCAGAACUUCCGCCAGGCUGAUGAAGAGACACGCCGUCUCCUCAUAGUCCUAGCUGGGGAAGCAGCUGAGAAACGUGGCUAUGUCUUCUUCUCUGAGGUCCAGUUCAUCUCUGAAGCCGACCUCAUAGCUAUCGAUGACCUCUGGAAGCAGUACAGCAGCAACAGGUUCGGAUACAGUGUUCAAAAAAGAUUGUGGCAGAAAGUUGACAAGGACUUCACCAAGUUCUUUCUCAAAGUUGGGUGGAUGAAGAAGCUUGACACCGAGGUUGAGCAAUACAACUACAGGGCUUUCCCGAAUGAGUUUAUGUGGGAACUAAAUGAUGAAACACCCGAGGGUCACUUGCCAUUGACAAAUGCUCUAAGGGGAACACAGCUGCUUAACAGUAUUCUUAGCCAUCCAGCUUUUGAGGGUCAGGAGGAUGACGAAGAAGAAGGUGAAGUUGGUGGAGAAGAUGGGGCUGUCAAAGGUUUGAGAGAUGGAGCAAAGCCACUCAGCAACAAAUUUUUCAAACCAGACUAUAGCUUUUGAUCACUUUUUGCCCAAUGUUUUAGCAAAAAACACUGUAAAACUUGAAUUGGAAUUUCAAAAUAAAUUAAUCAAUGUCUGUAAUGAUCAUAGGUGGUAUAUAAUUAUUGCUUCUUUUUACAGGGAUGAAAUUUUGUCU
This is a messenger RNA of Theobroma cacao (cacao), 1031 nucleotides long. It is a transcript of the gene GUN4, whose product is annotated as protein GENOMES UNCOUPLED 4. Gene Ontology annotation, cellular component: chloroplast. Gene Ontology annotation, molecular function: tetrapyrrole binding. The record is from RefSeq and is a predicted model, not a curated record. Lineage: Eukaryota; Viridiplantae; Streptophyta; Magnoliopsida; Malvales; Malvaceae. Gene Ontology annotation, biological process: chloroplast-nucleus signaling pathway.